Neoarthrinium moseri is the source of this 1008-nucleotide messenger RNA. RefSeq lists its product as uncharacterized. Lineage: Eukaryota; Fungi; Ascomycota; Sordariomycetes; Amphisphaeriales; Apiosporaceae. Gene Ontology annotation, biological process: DNA-templated transcription. Gene Ontology annotation, molecular function: DNA-directed RNA polymerase activity; DNA binding; protein dimerization activity. The record is from RefSeq and is a predicted model, not a curated record. Bases 1 to 1008 code for a protein of 335 amino acids. The transcript has 3 exons. Gene Ontology annotation, cellular component: RNA polymerase II, core complex.
AUGGACUACGACGCGAUGGACAUGGACACCGAGGCCUUGGGACCUGCGGUCAAGAUCUCUGAAGCCGAUUCCACACACGUCAACUUCGAGCUGUCCAAUGUCGACCUGUCCUUCGCCAACUCGUUGCGUCGCAUCAUCCAGGCCGAAGUCCCCACCGUCGCAAUCGACCUGGUCGAGUUCAUGGCCAACACGUCGGUCCUGGCCGAUGAGUUCAUCGCCCACCGCCUGGGCCUGAUCCCCCUCGACUCCCGCAACAUCAAAGACAUGCCCAUGGCCCGCGACUGCGACUGCGGUGGCCACUGCGACAAGUGUACCGUCAUCCUGACUCUCCACGCUAAGUGCUUGGGCGACGAGAUCAUGAAUGUGCACGCCAGCGACUUCAGCGUGAGCUCGGCCAGACCCAACCAGACCGUCGGAAACCCCAUCAUCACCGACCCCGAGGGUCUCGGCCCCUUGAUCUGCAAGCUGCGCAAAGGCCAGGAGCUUCACAUUGAAUGCAUGGCCAAGAAGGGAAUCGCCAAGGAGCACGCCAAGUGGAUGCCUACGUCCGCCGUCGGUUUCGAGUACGACCCUCACAACAAGCUGCAUCACCUGGAUCUCUGGUACGAGACCGAUGCCGAGGCCGAAUGGCCCAAGAGCAAGUAUGCAGACUGGGAGGACCCUCCUCAGGAGGGAGAGCCGUUUGACUACGACGCUGUCCCCAACCGAUUCUACUUCGAGGUGGAGAGCGCUGGCAACAUCGACCCCGACGCCAUCAUCCAGCUUGGCAUCUCCGAAUUACAGCAGAAGCUCGCCAAGCUCAUAACAGGACUAGGCGAGAAGUCCAACAUCGAUGAUCAGUACGACGGCCCCCAGAGCCCCGGUGCCAUGGACGACGGCGCCAUGUAUCAAAACGACGGCUAUCAGACGGCGUACGGUAACGGCGGUGCGCAAAGCGCAUGGGGUGGAGGUGCUACUGCCUACGGCACAACUCCUUAUGGAAACUCUGGCCAGGGCGGCUGGAGCUAA